Messenger RNA from Alosa sapidissima (American shad), 4166 nucleotides. RefSeq names its product F-box and leucine-rich repeat protein 17 (gene fbxl17). Lineage: Eukaryota; Metazoa; Chordata; Actinopteri; Clupeiformes; Clupeidae. Gene Ontology annotation, cellular component: SCF ubiquitin ligase complex; nucleus; cytosol. Gene Ontology annotation, biological process: regulation of cell cycle; SCF-dependent proteasomal ubiquitin-dependent protein catabolic process; G2/M transition of mitotic cell cycle. The record is from RefSeq and is a predicted model, not a curated record. Gene Ontology annotation, molecular function: protein binding. The transcript has 10 exons. The coding region runs from base 176 to 2029 and encodes 617 amino acids.
AAUCCCGGAAGUGUUUUCACAAACAUUAUGUGGAUAUAACUGUCUUGUGUUGUUUCAUCGGAUUUUAAUAACUAGAAACAAUUUCAGACCACUUUCCCAUUGGAAACACAGAAUAUGAAAUCGCGGGACAGAGGUGGUCUGCACCGCGCGAACUGAGUUCAAGUGAGUCAUCUAUAUGGGCCAUCUUCUCUCGAAAAAUGGUUACCGCCUGAAAAAGCGAACGCGCAAGCUGCGUAAGAAGAAGAGAAAAAGGAACUGCCUGUUUCAAGGCCCGUGCAUGCUCUGCUUCAUCGUCCACGGCAGCAGUGGUAGCCCUGACGACGAGCCUCUGGAGACCAGCGGUGGCAGCAGUGGUGCUGUAGCUGCGUCGGCCGUGAGCGCAUCGGCCUCCAAGCUCGCCGAACGCUACGCCUCCUCGCUGGGCUCGCCAGAGGCCUGUGCCCACUUCCUGUUGGCGCCGCAUGCUGAGUUGGCUCUGCUGACCGCCUCUGUCCCUGCCAAGCUCCUCGGGCCGCCCUCCCUGUUCCGCCCGGCGUCCGCCGUUGCAGCCUCGGUCGCCGUGCCGACGCCCAGCCUCGCCGAGAUGGUGUGCAAGCGCAAGUGCGCCGAGCUGCAGCGCUGCACGCCCUGCAAGCAGCCGCGCUGUGCCUUCCCCGAGAGUGCUGAGGGAACUGGGGCUACUGGCGGAGGAGGGGCCGCUGCUGCAGACACGGCAGCCCACCGCCUCCUGCCCCUCUGCUCCUUACCCUCUUCUUCCUCAUCAUCUUCAUCCUCCUCCGGCGAGGAUACAGGGGGCGUGGUGCCGCUGCAGAGGGACAACGGGGAGAGUACCAGCCCCGCCUCUGAAUGCUCACGGGCCACCACUGACACGUCAGAUGCCUCCUGCAUCAAUCACCUGCCCUCCUCCAUCCUCCUGAAGGUGUUUUCCCACCUGACCGUUCGGGAGCGCUGCCUGGGUGCCUCUCUGGUCUGUAAGUACUGGCGGGACCUGUGUUUAGACUUCCAGUUCUGGAAGCACAUCGACCUCAGUGGCCUGCAACAGGUGAAUGAUGAGCUACUGGUGAAGAUCGCCUCACGCCGGCAGAAUGUGACGGAGGUCAACAUCUCGGACUGCCGGAACGUGCAGGACCACGGCGUGUGCUCUCUGGCCUCCCAGUCGCCGGGCCUGCUGAAGUACACGGCUUACCGCUGCAAGCAGCUCAGCGACCUCUCCCUCUGCACCAUCGCCACACACUGCCCUCUGCUGGUCAAGGUCCAUGUGGGCAACCAAGACAAGCUGACUGACCACGCACUCAAACUGCUGGGCCAGCACUGUUCCGAGCUGAAGGACGUCCACCUGGGCCAGUGCUACAACAUCAGUGAUGAGGGCAUGGUGGCUCUGGCCAAGGGCUGCCCCAAGCUGCAGAGGAUCUACAUGCAGGAGAACAAACUGGUAACCGAUAAAUCGGUGAAGGCGUUUGCUGAGCACUGCCCUGAGCUGCAGUUUGUGGGUUUCAUGGGCUGCUCCGUCACCUCGCAAGGAGUCAUCCACCUCACAGGGCUGAGGAACCUGACCAGCUUGGACCUGCGACACAUCUCUGAGCUCAAUAACGAGACGGUCAUGGAGGUGGUGAGAAAGUGCCGGAACCUCAGCUCUCUCAAUCUCUGCCUCAACUGGAGCAUCAACGACAGAUGUGUGGAGAUCAUUGCGAAAGAAGGUAGAAGACUUAAAGAGCUCUACCUGGUGUCCUGCAAGAUAACAGACUACGCUCUGAUAGCGAUUGGCCAGUACAGCAGCAGCAUUGAGACGGUGGACGCUGGCUGGUGCAAAGACAUCACUGACCAAGGGGCCACACAGAUCGCCAAGAGCAGCAAGUCUCUGCGCUAUCUGGGCCUCAUGCGCUGUGACAAGGUGAAUGAGGAGACUGUGGAGAGGCUGGUCCUGCAGUACCCCCACAUCGUGUUCAGCACCGUCAUGCAGGAUUGCAAGAGGACUCUGGAGAGAGCUUACCAAAUGGGCUGGAGUCCCAACAACUCAGCUGCCUCCUAGCCAUACACACACACACACACACACAGAGAGAUACAUACAUACAUAAUCACACUCACAUUUGUACAUCACAUUACAAACACACACACACACACACACACACACACACACACACACACACACACACACACGCGUACACAUACACACACAGAGAAGCAACAAUAUUACGUGCACUCUUACCCAUACACACACACACACACACACACUCAGACACGUAUUACUAACAUAUAGCGUUGUUUUAAUCCAUCAAUUGUACUGCAGUCCAUCUGCACUCUUCUGUUUCAGUGAAACUUGUGAAGGUAAAACAGACACACAGAAGCACACACACACACAGAAGCAUAUAUACACACAUGCACAUACACACACACACAGAAGCACAUAUACACAUACACACAUACACUUUUGUUUCAUUGAAACUGUAGAGAAACUCGAAAGGUAAAGCAGACAAAGUACACACACACACACACACACAGAUCCUCUUGGCAUAACUGGUAGAUAGACACAUUUGCACAAUGAAUCUGGUACAAACAGUGUCUGGUAGUGCUGAUCAUGUUCAGUGAAUGCACAUCAUAUCAUUCUGUAGUUUGUGAACCGUUUCCUUAGCCAGUCUUCAACCACAUCUCCAGAAAAGCAUUUACAGGAUAUUUUCUCUCUCGAUCGCUCUACCCAUCUCUCUCUCCAUCUCAUCUUUUCUCUCUCUCUGUGUCUCUCACACACACACACACACACACACACACACACACAUUAUACAUUGUGUUACAAAUCAUGCUAUGUUUUUAUUUGUUGUUUGUGAUUUUGUGUUUCUCCAACCUGGUUUCAUUUCAGUCCGGCAUGACCGAUACAUACACAUGCCACAAAUAGACUGGUGCUUUUUAGUUGCUAAUGGUCUCCAAACCCAGUCUUCAUUGAGAUUUCGCACACACACACACACACACACACACACCUGACACACACAUGUUCAAAUGAGUGAGUGGUGUGAUCUUGAUGUCUAUAGGGCUAUAUACACAGAUAUAUAAAUACAUAAAUCUAUAGUCACAUUAACUGGGGAAUGAUGUGAAAAGACAUGUAAUUGUGUGCUAAGCAGUAUUAAGAGUGUAUUGAAUCUGUAAGAUCUCUCUCUCUCCCCCUCCCUCUCUCUCUCCCUCUCUCUCUCUCUCUCCCUCUCUCUCUCUGUCUGUCUGUCUGUCUCUCUCUCUCUGUCUGAUGUCAUUGAUGUGAUGGUAUACUGACCUGGUUUAGAAAGACAAACUGUCUGCAGAUAGAAACACAAGCACUGAGAACAACCCCAGUCUAUGAGUGGCUCUGUGACAUGCCCUCUCCGACUAGAACUAGUUAUCUGAUUUAGAAGAGAAAAAAAAAAAAAAAAGAUUCUUUUAAAUGCCUUCUACUCUAACUCUCUUGCAGAUAUUGUUUACUAUGAUGAUACUGUAGCCAGCAGUUUCAACAACUGUACGACUGUAAUGACCUAGGGAUGGGAAAAAAAAACAACGGAAAAAAAAUCCAUUCAUGUCCUGGAAAGGGAAUUUGAAAUUUUAUACGAGUUCAUAUUAAUCCAGCCUUGGAAUGCUGGUGUGGUCAGCCAGUGCCAGCGUGGACCACAGUGCACCUGUCCACCACUGGGCCUCGCACAGAGAGUGGGAGGCCGCAUUUUUUCAACCCCUAGUCAAGAGCGGUCCAAAGCGUACCGCUCGGAUGUCCAGUAGAACAGUUCAGAUGUCCAUUUGUGACCUUUGUGUGGUGUUAGUGGCUGUGAGGGUCCCCCCCCCCCCCCCCACACACACACACACACACUCAUACACACUCUAAGCAGGGUAUUUCUAUCCAGUGGAGCCAGAGUGGCUUAGCAGCCAUAGCAGCUGGCUUCGGUCCCACAGCCCUGUGGACUCGUCCACAGAACUCCACUUCCCAUCAUGCAACGCUUCAUCUCCCACCCGUUACCUAUGACAACUGUAGAUGAAGUCAAAGACUGUAAGAACAUUUUUUUUUUUUUUUUUCAUUUUUUGUCAUCUUUUUUUUCCCUCCACUUGACAAAUGUCUUUCACUGCUUGCUGUGGGCACUGUUUGAUCUUUGAUUUGUUAAGGCCGCUGUACAAAGACUGGAUUUUCAUAAGGAGAAAUAAAACACUACUGCUUCUAUUUA